This is a messenger RNA of Chara braunii, 4434 nucleotides long. The record is from the annotation of a GenBank genome assembly. NCBI's taxonomy places the organism in Eukaryota, Viridiplantae, Streptophyta, Charophyceae, Charales, Characeae.
GGACUGGUAUUUUUACGCAUCAUCAGAGUUUAAUAAUUUAAUCUGCUGGUGGCUUCCGCGGUAGCCUGGGUACGAGCCCAGUGCCUUUGAUGUUGUGGUUUGUCGGAGCGAGUCAAAUCAGAAUAACGAGCUCAAGAUUGUCCAACAAAGUGAAAGGCGCUCGAGCGAAAUCCGGCUGGAUGCCGGAAGUUUGUCGAUGGAGUUUUUCUCUCCUAGGGUUGGGGACAGCAUGCCUCCUUGCGCUCUACACCUUUCUCCGUCCAGACUUCCGUAUGAUUUUGACCGAGGCCAGCGUCGAGCGGAAGGAGUACCAGGUCAUUGGUUUCGGGACGUUCACUGACAACAGAGUGGACGUAGCGGCGGAGUCUGCAAGACGAAUCACCAGAUCCAGCUCAUCGGGGUUGUCAGCAAACACGGGAUUGGAGAGGAAAGAUGAUGAAGGUCGUAGGUUCGCAUAUGAUGAUGAUGAUGAUGAUGAUGAUGACGGAAGGAGAAGAUCGAUACAGAAGAAGAACGACUUGGUAUCUGAUCCGGCGUUGCUUCAAGGGGCAAAUUCGACGCAUUCUUCUUCUUCUUCUUCUUCUUCUUUGUCUUCUUCUACCUCAACCUCUACCUCCGCCUCCUCAACGGCAGGCGAUGUUCUGGACUUGCGUGCCGGCGGUCGGGGAUUUGAAGAAGAGGGCGGUGGUUCCACCAAUGAGGAGAAGGAAUUGGCAAUUCAGGUGGAGGCAUUGAAAUUGGCAUGGGAAAAAGUCUACCUUCGUAGGGACAACAAAGAUUCUUCUCAGGAUGAUGGCUCGCAGCAAUCUUCGCUCCCGCGCUUUUCUUCGUCGGACAAUAGUACUUUCCCUUGCCCGUCUUCUCCAAUGGUGUUAGAGUACACCAAGCGGCUGUUGAUGGAGGCAGGCAAACUGCCCUCGGCUCCUCACAUUCAGGACUGUAAGGCUUUGUCGGACGAGUACGCGGCGGCGGACCGAAGAGGCGUCAACAACUCCCUCCCUGAUUGGAUGAGAGGGGCGGGAUUAGGGUACUCUGCAUUCGGCAAUCAAAGCGUGCCUGAAGAAUGGAUAGAUCGCUCGGAGGAAUUGCUCAGGGACAGUAAGAGAACGAUCUUCGGACCGUAUCCUCCUUGGGUUCAUGGAUCCGAUGAAGAGAAUCUGGUUUUGACUCGAAGGGUACAGCAUGACAUUUGGCUCCACCAGCAUCCCCGAAAUUGCAGUGAUCCGUCCCUGAAGUUUCUGGUGAUCGAUUUUGCUUCGAAUGACCAUUUAGGAACAGGAGCUCAGAUCAACGAGAUGAUGGGUGCGCUGGCGUUGGCGAUGUGGUCCGGAAGGAUCUUGAUUACUCACAGCUUCGAGCGUGCUAAUCACGACGGCUGUAAAGGCAGGAACCGCAAAAACUGGUCCUGCUACUUCGCUCCGGAAACGUCUUUAGAGUGCAGGCUUCGGGGACUCUAUCUAUGGAGACGAGGACGGGCAUGGUCGAAGGGAUCAAUGGAGGUUGCUACCCGUGGGAAUGUCAAGCCACAGUGGAUGUGGUUCCCCAAGGCGCCCAGAAUCUGGGGAGAACCGUGGAAGGUUAUGCAGCGCACAGAUCAGGUAGAGGGACGGAUUGUUGGGCAGACGAGGGUAGACGAGGUGUUUUGGUGGAGGGCACAGGCAAUCCGGUACAUGAUGCGGUAUCCCAGCGAGUAUUUAUGCGAGUUGCUUAAUCAAGCAAGGCAUGACAGUUUUGGGUCUGUGAUUGCGAAGGAGGUAAUUCAGAGUGGACUGUAUAAUGAGAUCUUUAGUAGCCCUGCUAGAAGCAAGAAACUGAUCAGCAGACGCAAGCUAUUUAAGGCACCGGAGAGAACGGGCACAGGUGGGGAUGCAGACAAGGAGAGCGGCCGUCAGAAUCUCCCCGGAAGGAAACUCCUGGAGGAGGAGGGCAAUGAUUGGCUCACGGAGGUACAGAAUGGUGGUCUCUUGAGUGACCGAACACUUCAGGUGGAUGUUUGGAAGAGGGUACGGCCAUCAAUUCCUCGGCCUUUCGUAAGCCUUCACGUAAGGCUUGGUGACAAGGGAAAGGAAAUGCGUCUUGCACCAUUUUCAGAGUACAUGGCCCUGGCAGAGCAGAUUCGACGACAAUUCCCCCAUGCCAAGUUUAUUUGGCUGAGCACCGAGAUGCAGGAGGUGAUAGAAGAGACGAAGAAUUAUCCUACGUGGACGUUCUUGUACACAGACGUUCCUCGGCAGAAGGGAUCGGAGAGCAUGCAUGAAUAUGAGCUGAGUAUCGGAAGGGCGCGAAGCACAAACAAUGCAUUUGUGAACUUGAUGGUUGCGGCGGAAGCAGAUUUCUUUGUAGGUGCGCUUGGUUCGACCUGGUGCCUCCUGAUUAAUCAGCUCCGCAGCACGAAUGCGAGGGUGUUGUCAGGCUACUUAUCGGUAAAUAGAGAUCGAUUCUGGAGGUAAGGACUUAAUUCUCCAUGUGUUUUUUUUGUAGUGCAACCACUGAAUUGAUUUUGCUACUUCUUGGGGGACGAAGUUCGGCGGCUGCUUUUGGCCGCAAGUGGCAGGAGUACAAGCAUCAUUGUCGAUUUAUUGCUGAAUGCAUUUCCAUUCUGGAGGUGAGGACAGCUGGAUGGAACGAUCAGCUGAUCGUUUUCGGUACUGCUUGCUGUGGUAUUACCUUUAUAUCGUGUCUCUGGUCCCUUGUUUGUCUAGCCACUGGGGCUCUUUCGUGCUGAAGCUAAAACACGACAUCCUCCUUGAGUGGCUGUAUUCUUUGUCAAACCAGCUGAAUGCUGGUCUAGUUUUCAUUCUUACAUGCUCUUCCCAGGCAGGGAGAGAGAGAGAGAGAGAGAGAGAGAGAGAGAGAGAGAGAGAGAGAGAGAGAGAGAUUUCAUAUGACACAGGCCCAGGUGACUGAGUGGAAAUGGAGGAAUAAAGACAUGAUACCAGGAGGAUGGCAGAAAUAUGUGGGGGAUUCUGGGGAACUAUUUUUGUGUUGUUGAUUCCAAACUUAUCAUCAUUGGACAGUAAGUGUUUUGACUUUUGUCUGUGAGCGAGCGUGCGGUACGCACACUCUGCAAUUAGCACCAUUUGAUCCCAUUUGAUCCCAUUGAUUAUUAGGUUCAUGUUUUGCGGUGUUGCAAGUGGAAGAGCUGCCCCGCUCUCUGCGCAUCGCAGCUGUUUCAGUGGAGUCUGCGCAGAAUAAACUACCUCGUUUGUAUGGAAGCCUAAAUUUUAUUGAUUGUCAACAGGAGAACUUUUUUGAAAGGUACGUACGUAUUUUUCGAUCCUGUAUAGCUUUCUUCCGUGAUCUCUUUACGUUUUCUUUUUGUUUCCUUUCCUUUUUUUUGUUUCCGCAAUCUGCUUGCCAUGGUGGUUUGGCUGCUGUAAGGAUUUCCCAUAGUACCCAUUCAUUGCUUUGCGAUGCUUACGAACGACUUCAUUAGUUUUGUUACUUCUUGGGGAGGUAGAUCUUAUUUCAUAUGUUAUUUUCAGUGUCAGAAUGGCAUUUGAUUUGGAGAACACUGGUGGCGGCAUUCACAUGCUUAUCUCGCCACUCGCUCACGCCAGAGACUCGUCAGCUCUGAGUGUCAGGUUCAACGGAUGUAGAUCCCUCUUCUCAGAAAAUGCUCAGAUUUGUUCUUUUCCUCCUCACCAGAAAAUAUGUUCUGUCUUUUCUUCCUCCACUUAGCGCAGGUCAGGUAACCUUUUUUUUUCUCAGGGGAACUUCGGCAUAGACGGAAUUGUCGACUUCAGGCAGACGUAUACAAGCGCAGAUCAGGUCUGGGAUCAAGGUACGGAUGCGGGAGCGAGCAAAUGGAAUACUGGAGUGGAGAGAAGGUAAGGAAUAAGCUCUCAUGGUCUACAGAGAAAAACUCGGGGGGCAAGCAAACGGCUUAUAAUGCGUUAAGUUCCAUUAAACCGAUUAUAUAAUAAUAAAAUGACGGGUGCGCUGAGACACACACAGGUGGAUGGCGAAGUUGUUGGCUGGUGCAGACCCCCCUGUUGCGUGGGGGCGAGCACAUGGCUUAGGGCGUACUCACAUUAGGACUUGUUUAUUUAUUUUUUGACGUAAUUGCAGCCAGAUACAUCCACGUCUGGCUUCAAUUGCGGUCAGAUACAUUUAUGGUGGUGGUAGUGUGAGUAUGGCCUUAAUGUGGAUGCCAAGUAUUGUAUUGUAGUUCCAUUAAACGGAUAUGAUAUAAAAGGACGGCUGCACACAGACACAACAGAUAGAUGGAUGGCUGAGUUGGGUUGGCAGGUGGAGACCCUCUUGCAAAGUUAAAAGCAAUGUGUAGAUCUAACUCCUGUAGGGAUCCCUUCUGCAUCUCCUCAUUUUUCUUUUUCCUCUUUCUUAUCCUUUUCUGUUUUCUCUUUCUCCCUUCUUUCAAACAGCGCCUGCAGGUUAUUAUACUUCUAUAAUAGGAAGGUGUAGACCCUAUGA